AUGAGCUACAAGAGACGAGUUAUUUUGUUAAUUUACGCUGGCCCGUCGGAAGUCCACUUAACCUCUCCAGAGUCGAACCGCCUAGAUCAAAUACUCUCACCGCCCACCGCUAUACUCUAUAAACAGACUGCUGCACUCCCAUCGAGUAUCCAAAAAAGAAACUCUAGAGGGUGGAACCGGUAUUGGGAGGAGGGCGGUUUCGUUGAUUUAACAUCUUCUUCGAAUACGAAAGCGGACGAGCUCCAGCGACGUAUCAUCUUAUCCCAAUAUCAUCUUCGAGUUAACAGCGCAGCGACGGGUCAGUCACCACAAGAAAGUGGAUUGAUGAAUAACGGGUGGUAUGGAAAGUUUCACAUGGAAAUGGUUGUUUGGCAUAAUGCCCAUUGGUCGACAUGGGGUCGACAGAAGUAUUUUGAUAAUAUCUUCCCUGGAUUGUACGAGACUCUGUUACCUUCGUCGAUGGCGAGAGCAAAGUCAAUGGGGUGGGAGGGAGCUAGGUGGCCAAAGAUGACCGAAGUUGACACCGGAGUUAGCUCGCCGGGUGGCAUCAAUGGUCUACUUUUAUGGCAACAGCCUCAUUCCAUGUACAUGGCAGAACUAGCGUACCAAGCUUCUCCUAGACGAGAGACUUUGAAAAGAUGGGAUGCCAUCGUAAGCGCCGCUGCCGAUUACAUGGCUUCCUAUGCUUGGAAAAAUGCGAGUUCGGGGCGUUAUGACCUUGGCCCGCCUAGUUACGGAGUAACAGAGAACACGCCUCCAGCUGAAACGCUGAACCUAGCUUAUGAAAUUGCAUAUUGGAGAUAUGGACUAGAUGUUGCGCGCGAAUGGAAGAGAAGACUAGGCAAACGCAUUCCUGAAAAAUGGACAACCGUCGCGGAGAAUCUGGCUCACCCACCCCAAGCUGGUGGCCUGUACGCUGUCUAUGAGGGUCUAAAUAGUUCCUGGUGGGAAAAUCCUAAACUUAACGGAGACCCUCGAAGCCUCAUUAUGCUUCAAGGUAUUCUUCCUGACACGCCAGCAGUUGACCCUAGCGUUGCGCUUAAGACGGCGGAUAAGAUCUGGGAAGUAUGGACCGAUGACAAGAUCCGCGGGUGGGGCCGACCCGUAUUAGCGAUCAACUCUGCUAGAAUUGGGAAUCCAGAGCGUGCUAUCUAUCACAUGACAGCGUAUGACUAUUGGAUAUUCGAUGACGCAGGAUUUGCUGUGCGAGAAGGUGAUGGUGGCACCCCUCCUCCAUUUAUGCCUGGUAACGCAGGAUUCCUUUAUGCAGUCGCGUACAUGGUUGCCGGUUGGAAUGGAUCCACGGAGGAUGCUCCGGGUUUUCCCAAGGAUGGAACUUGGACUGUUAAACAUGAAGGUUUACUAAAGGCGCUUUGA
Daldinia loculata is the source of this 1377-nucleotide messenger RNA. RefSeq names its product Six-hairpin glycosidase-like protein. The record is from RefSeq and is a predicted model, not a curated record. Gene Ontology annotation, biological process: carbohydrate metabolic process. Lineage: Eukaryota; Fungi; Ascomycota; Sordariomycetes; Xylariales; Hypoxylaceae. The transcript has 8 exons. Bases 1 to 1377 code for a protein of 458 amino acids.